Messenger RNA from Pomacea canaliculata, 1579 nucleotides. Its product is annotated as 28S ribosomal protein S29, mitochondrial-like. NCBI's taxonomy places the organism in Eukaryota, Metazoa, Mollusca, Gastropoda, Architaenioglossa, Ampullariidae. Gene Ontology annotation, cellular component: mitochondrial ribosome; mitochondrial small ribosomal subunit. The transcript is spliced from 13 exons. Gene Ontology annotation, molecular function: structural constituent of ribosome. Gene Ontology annotation, biological process: apoptotic process. Bases 158 to 1471 code for a protein of 437 amino acids. The record is from RefSeq and is a predicted model, not a curated record.
CGAUUCAUAUGUUAAUCACGCACCUGUCGGUGCAAUUGUCAGCUAUUUUUUCACCGUGACCAUAAAUUAUAGGUUUUUAUAAGCGAAAAUUGUAGGAUUUUGUUCUUAUUUACAAUAUUCGUCAAAUUCGGUGCUACCCAUAAGGCAAUAACACAAAAUGGAUUCUUUCACGAGUGUUCGUGCAGCAAGAACUGCAAUCAGUUUCUUCAAAUCUGCUUCUUUACGCCAAUGUGCACUAGGUACUGCUACAUUGCCAGAAAGCAGAUAUUUAAGUACUGUAGCUGUCAGCAAGCAAACAACACAAUGUUGUCAUCAUGGGCACAAAAUACAAUUAAAAUUUCGAUGUGUAACCAGCCUGGCAGAACAGUUUCAGGAAGCAUAUUCAGCCAAGCAGAAGACAACAAAUUUUCUAUCCUUAUUUCGAACAGAAGAAAGUGAACCAGCUCGGCAGUCCAUGGAUCAAGAGGGAAUGUUUUAUACGGUGGCUGAAGCAGAUGUUAAACAGGUCUUUGAGAAAGGGUUACCUUUGCAUUUUACCAGGCAGUCGAAAACUUUUAAUGAGACAUGUUUCAUGGUUCGUCGACCAGCAUUACAAGUGAUCGAGCAUUUAAAAAAUCUGAAUCUUGAGCAUCCAGUUCCGCGUUUUGUGCUCUAUGGGAAGAGGGGCAGUGGAAAAUCACUGACAAUUGCUCAUGUGUUGCACUUCUGCUUCCAAGAAAAAUGGCUCCUUGUUCAUGUUGCCUUGGCUCCUGAAUUCAAUCGCAAGCAGCAGGAAAUUUCCCCAUCAUCACACAAACCAGGCCGCAUGGAUUUGCCUGUUGAAGCAGCAGAUUGGCUCGUUCACUUUCGUAAUCAGAAUCUACCUUUUCUGAAAGACAUCAAGACCAGUCAGAAAUAUGUGUGGAGUAAGAGGGAGGCUACAGAGGAAGGAAGUUCACUUUUGGAACUCAUUGAGUUUGGUCUAAACAGAAUGAAGUUUUCAUCAGAUUGUGUUGGAGCAAUUCUUAAGGAGAUUCGUACCCAAGCAGCAGUACGCAAGCUGAAAGUUUUGGUUGCUGUUGAUGGUGUAAAUGCUUUCUGGAACCGGACAGGUAUCAAGACACCGGAGCGAGAGAUGCUUAUGGCUGGACAGAUCUCUCUUGUUCACAACUUUAAGAAAAUGCUGCUGUCUAACUGGACAAGUGGUGCUGUUUUAUGUUCAGUAGAUAUUUCUGCCAAGCCUUUGCAAUCCAGAGAACAGCAUACACCUCGGUAUCUUCUUGGAAAGGAAGGCUUUGAGUGGUUUGAUCCAUUUAUUCCUAUACAUGUUCCUGACUACAAUGAUAAAGAAGCAUACAGCUGCCUCGAAUACUAUUUGGAUCGCCACUGGAUUCAACAUGAAGGAGCUCAAACUGAGGAAGGGAAGAAAGAGCUGUUAUUCUUAAGCAACAAAAACCCAUUCCAGCUUCUCCAAAUUUGCUCUUCAAAAUGAUCUUUUCUGUAGUUAAUGUUUUACAUAAAACUGGACAAAAAGAGGGUGAAAGUAAAUCAUGAUAGACAAACUGUUCACCAGUCAGAAUAAAAUGACGAGACUGCCGCA